This is a messenger RNA of Oppiella nova, 300 nucleotides long. Lineage: Eukaryota; Metazoa; Arthropoda; Arachnida; Sarcoptiformes; Oppiidae. The record is from the annotation of a GenBank genome assembly.
AUUCCCUCAUUCUAUACGUCAGACUUUGUAUUACCCGACACUAAGGGAUACCCUUUCGACACAUUCCUACGUCUGGACGGAUGGCAUAAAGGGUUGGCAUUUCUCAAUGGCUUCAAUUUGGGUCGAUAUUGGACUGUCGGCCCACAAAUCACACUAUACUCACCGAAACACCUGUUCAACGCAUACCCCAAACCAAACAAAUUAAUAGUCUUUGAAUUGGAAAGUCCUUCAAACAGUAAAACCGUUCAAUUCGUAACACAAAGUGUUUUGAACGCAACAACGAUUCCCAACCCUCACCAA